GUUGUCGUGAAUCGGCUUUCGUCUAUGCCAUCACAAGUGCUGGAGUAGCACACGCAGUUUCACGAGCAUGCAGUGAAGGAAUCAUCGAAACUUGCACUUGUGACUAUAGGAAUCGUGGGCCUAGCGGCUUGGAUUGGCAAUGGGGUGGAUGCAGCGACAAUAUCGAAUUUGGAUACAAGUUUGCCCGAAGGUUUGUAGAUUCUGCCGAGAGAGGACGCGACCUCCGAUUUAUCAUGAAUUUGCACAACAAUGAAGCAGGAAGAGUGCACGUUUCCAGCGAGAUGCGACACGAGUGUAAGUGUCACGGAAUGUCCGGUAGCUGCACGGUGAAGACUUGCUGGAUGAGGCUUCCGUCUUUUCGGGACGUUGGAAAUAAUUUGAAGGAUCGGUUUGAUGGUGCUUCUCGUGUCAUGGUUAGUAACCAUGGUAACUUUGAACAUUUAAGACGUCGCAAGUACCGUUUUCAGUUGAAGCCUUACAAUCCUAACCAUAAACCUCCUACCCGGAAGGAUUUGGUAUAUUUUGAAAAAUCCCCAGACUUCUGUACGCCCAAUCCCAAACUUGGAGUUCCAGGAACUGUUGGUAGACAAUGUAAUGAUUCUUCAAUUGGUGUGGAUGGGUGUGAUUUGAUGUGUUGUGGGCGUGGCUACAAAACGGAAGUCAGAGAAGAGUCUGAACGUUGUAGUUGCACAUUUCAUUGGUGUUGUCAAGUUAAAUGUCGAAUUUGUCGGAUUAAGAGAACAGUGCAUACUUGCUUAUAAAUCUUCGUAUUUUUAACUAUCCAAGUACAGUAGAACAACAAUAUCAAAGCUUAUGCAAAGGUUGUGUAUUUUGGUGAAAUAUGACGAAUAUUUAGUAUUAUAAUAGAUGGUUAAAAACUUCAAACUUGAUAAGACUCUGAAGAGGGCUC
Limulus polyphemus (Atlantic horseshoe crab) is the source of this 910-nucleotide messenger RNA. It is a transcript of the gene wg, whose product is annotated as protein wingless-like. Gene Ontology annotation, biological process: neuron differentiation; multicellular organism development; canonical Wnt signaling pathway. Gene Ontology annotation, molecular function: cytokine activity; frizzled binding. The transcript is spliced from 2 exons. Gene Ontology annotation, cellular component: extracellular region. The annotation marks the transcript as partial. The record is from RefSeq and is a predicted model, not a curated record. Lineage: Eukaryota; Metazoa; Arthropoda; Merostomata; Xiphosura; Limulidae.